CAAUCCCAUAUCAUCAUGUCAGUAGCAUCGCCUCGUCCGUCGGUGUCUCUGUCCUCUCGCCGGACAUCAAUCGAUACAACGACAUCCACUACAUCCAAGACAGCAUCUCAAGCCGCCGAACGAGGCUCUCUCCGCCGCAACCGCGCAGCUCUCCGCGAUUACUACAAUCUCAAAACCAAUUCUCCUUCCGGUGCACAAGAGCUGUUCACACCUGCCACGCCCUCUCUCGAUCCCGACCAAGAAUCCGAACUCGACAAACCCGGCUUCGAACCCGAACAAUAUGUCCAGAAUCUCCUCACCACCGAAGACUUAUAUGGCGUGCUCCGCAUCGAAGCCAGUCUAGUCUCCGACAUUCGAAACCUCGAUGGAGAGAAGAAAGCACUGGUAUACGAUAACUAUUCUAAGCUGAUAACAGCUACGGAUACGAUCAAAGCUAUGAGGGAGAAGAUGGAUCCCAUGAUGCCGGGCACGAGUACACUGGGACCAGCGAUUGGACAUAUUGCUGAAACUGCGGCGGGCUUGAAGAGGGAGAUGAGCGAAGCGAGUGCGGGUGGAGAGGUCGCGAAAAUUGAACAGAGGAGGAAACAGCAGGAGUGUGUGAGGUGGGUUUUGGGAAGUCCGGACAGGUUGAGGGAGCUGAAGAGAGAGGGGAGAGACGAAGAAGCGGACGAAGAAUGGGAUAAAGUCAACAGAGUGCUUGAAGGAUGGAAGGGUGUGAAAGGUGUUGAAGAUGUGAGGAGGGCUUGCCUGGAGGUGCUGGAAGAGAGUGACGAAGGAUGAACCGCGUUAUCUGCACGACUGAGCGCAUCUUACCAUUAACCCGGACUCGCCGCCACGAGUAUGAUGACUUGAUUGCUCUAGGAUAUUGCUGCCCACAGCCCUGGGCACGAUUCGACAUGGUCACCGGGUCUUGACACUCAGGCCGCCUCUUUGCACUGCACGCCUCGAAGCCGCAAGCGCAGCACGCUUUUCGAUCUCACCUUGGACCAACCCUUCCAACAACAUUUCGCCAGGUGGAACAAAUGCACAUCGCUUGGAAGUAUACUCGAUUCGGUCAAUUCCCAAUGCACGGAGCGUGGGAGGACCGCGAGUAUUAAUUCUGAUUGCCUCCAUCCGGGAUCACAAGAUUGUUCUCAAGCACAUGAUCGUCUGGCCCCAUGGACAUCGCAAACUAUUCGGAGAAAGCGUAGUGCGUCACAGCCGCAGAUUAGGAAAUCGCUGCGCUGGACGUUGGCCGAGCGCGGCCUAUCCACAUGAAACGGCGCUCUAUUCUUGGCUGCCAGAUUUGAUCUUGGAAGCUUGGAAUACCACGCCGAUACGGUAGCAUUCACCUGCCGAACGGGG
Molecule: messenger RNA, 1344 nt
Organism: Cercospora beticola
Lineage: Eukaryota; Fungi; Ascomycota; Dothideomycetes; Mycosphaerellales; Mycosphaerellaceae
Product: COG1/VPS51 family protein
Biological process (GO): retrograde transport, endosome to Golgi; lysosomal transport; Golgi vesicle transport
Cellular component (GO): EARP complex; GARP complex; membrane
Source: RefSeq, a predicted model, not a curated record